Miscanthus lutarioriparius is the source of this 3000-nucleotide messenger RNA. The record is from the annotation of a GenBank genome assembly. NCBI's taxonomy places the organism in Eukaryota, Viridiplantae, Streptophyta, Magnoliopsida, Poales, Poaceae.
AUGGCCGCGGCUUCCUUCUGCGACGACCUUGAGCCCGCCUCCGCGCGCACCCGCAUCCGUGAUGUCCUUGCCGCAGGCGCCGCGCGUGCCGGGGACCGCGUCGUGGUCGGGGGGUGGGUCCGGACGGGCCGGGAGCAGGGGAAGGGCUCCUUCGCCUUCCUGGAGCUCAGCGACGGCUCCUGCGCCGCCACGCUUCAGGUCAUCGUCGACGCCGCCGUGCACCCGCUCGCGCGCCUCACCGCCACCGGGACCUCCGUGCUCGUCGAGGGCGAGAUCAAGGAGCCGCCCGAGGGGACCAAGCAGAACGUCGAGCUCAAGGUCAGCCGCGUGCUUGAGGUCGGCGAGGUCGAUGCCGCCGUCUACCCGCUGCCCAAGGGCAAGGUCAAACUCACGCUCGAGAAACUCAGGGACGUCGUUCAUCUCCGUUCGCGCACCAACACGAUUGGAGCUGUUGCUAGGAUUAGGCACCAGUUAGCCUAUGCGUCACACACGUUCUUCGAUGAGAAUGGAUUUCUCUAUGUACAUACACCAAUAAUAACUAUGAGUGACUGUGAAGGUGCUGGUGAGAUGUUCCAAGUGACAACUCUGUUUAGUCAGGCUGAAAAAACUGAGAAGUUAUUGAGAGAGAACCCUGCACCAUCUGAUUCUGAAAUUGAGGCAGCUAAAUUUCUUGUCAAGGAAAGAGGUGAUGCGGUCGCACAGCUUAAAGCUGUGAAAGCCAGCAAACAAGAGAUAUCAGCUGCUGUUGAUGAGCUAAAUAGGGCAAAGGAAAUUGUUUCAAAACUGGAUGAGAGGUCCAAGUUAAAGCCUGGGAUUCCACGCAGGGAUGAUGGUUCAAUAGCUUUUGAAAAUGACUUCUUCAAGCGUCAAGCUUUUUUGACUGUGUCUGGACAGCUUCAGGUUGAGACAUAUGCAUGUUCUCUUAGUAGCGUUUAUACCUUUGGACCAACAUUCCGGGCAGAGAACUCACAUACAUCACGGCAUUUGGCAGAGUUUUGGAUGGUUGAACCGGAAAUCGCAUUCGCAAACUUGCAGGAUGACAUGAACUGUGCAGAAAAAUAUGUACAGUACCUUUGCAAGUGGCUGCUUGACCAUUGCUGGGAAGAUAUGGAGUUUAUGGUGAAAAAUUAUGAUAAGAAUGCAAUUGAACGCCUGGAGCUUGUUUCCUCGACUCCUUUUGUGCGGAUUUCGUAUACAAAGGCUGUGGAGCUCUUGAAAAAUGUUACGGACAAGAAGUUUGAUAACAAAGUUGAAUGGGGAAUUGAUUUAGCCUCUGAGCAUGAAAGGUAUUUAACAGAGGAUAUAUUUAAGAAGCCAGUGAUUGUCUAUAACUAUCCGAAAGGAAUAAAGGCGUUUUAUAUGAGGCUCAAUGAUGAUGACAAGACGGUGGCUGCAAUGGAUGUUCUUGUGCCUAAGGUCGGCGAAUUGAUUGGUGGAAGCCAAAGGGAGGAACGGCUAGAUGUUCUGAAACAGAGGAUACUUGAUGCUGGCUUGCCUUUGGAACCCUAUGAAUGGUACUUGGACCUCCGCCGCUUUGGAUCUGUAAAGCACAGUGGCUUUGGGUUGGGUUUUGAAAGGAUGAUUCUUUUUGCAACCGGAAUGGAGAACAUCAGAGAUGUUAUACCCUUCCCAAGGCUCCCUCGCACUCGCAUCGCAUCUCCCCUAACCCUACCUGCGCGGCGGCGGCGGCGCGACGGGGGCCUCCUGACUGAAGCAUCCCCCGAAGCUCCGCUCCCACUCCGGCACUCCCAGUCCCAGCCCCUGCAACUGCAAUCCCUGGUUGUCGCUGGCCCUGACUUCACCUUCGUCGACCACCACCUGAGAUCAGCACCAACUGAGAAUGAAAGAGAGCUAAAUGACAGCGUCAAUGUGAAUGCUAGUGAGGCUAAUAAAGAAGCAAGUGGUGCAGCUGCUACUCAGACUGAAACUGAGUCCCCAACAGAUAAUGCAUCUUCAAAUAAUGUUUGUGUGGACACAGUCAUUUCUACUCUUAACAGUCAUGGUUCUGUACACUGUGCUAGCAAGUUCUUUCAUGUAAGAUGUGCUGCACACAUUAUUAAUCUCAUUGCUAGAGAUGGUGUGAACACAAUUUCAGCUGUUAUUGCAAAUAUUCGUGCAUUAGUCCUUAUUGUCAAGAGCUCCCCUUUGCAACAAGAGGCAUUUUCAAAGCUUGUUGCAGAACUGGCAGUAGCAGAAAGAGGGUCCCAUUAUCCAACAACAAACUUGUUCUUUUCUGAAUUUUGUGAAAUUAACCUCAAGAUUAUUGAGUGGCUGAAAAACAAUGACAAAUUUGUUGUUUCUACGGCUAAGUCAAUGAAGAAGAAUUUUGAUAAGUACUGGGAUAUGAGCAAUAUUGCUCUUGCUAUUGCAUGCUUCUUGGAUCCAAGGUACAAGAUGAAGGUGGUUGAAUUUUAUUACAGUGAGAUGUCAGAUGAUUACGGAUUUGAUGAUAUGUAUGAGUUCAAGAAAAUUCUGCAAAAGCUUUAUGAUUCUUAUGCCUCCAAGUAUGGUUCUAGUGCAGCUAGCUUUGUGCAAGAAUCUGAACCUAGAAUUGCUAGAACUUCUAGAACUUCUCAGUGCUAUGUGGAUUUAAAUGAGGAGCCAAAGAGAAAAAGAUUAAGUUCAUUUCUAAGGGACAACACUGAACCUGUCCAAGAGCAGACUGACUUCGAGCAAUACAUCAAAGAUCCAUUGCUGACUUGGAAAGAAGGUGACUAUUUUGACAUUUUGAGCUGGUGGAAGACCCAUGGUAUAAAAUAUCCUAUCCUUGGUCGACUUGCAAGGGAUGUUUUAGCUAUUCCUACAUCAACAGUAGCAUCUGAAUCAACAUUCAGUGCUGGAGGAAGAGCUGUUGACAAGUAUCACCGUCUGGACCCUCAAGUUGUUGAGGCCCUUAUUUGCUCCAAGGAUUGGAUAAGAGCAUCAAGGGAAGAACAAAGUGGUGUAGCUUCAAUUCUUGAUGAUUUGGCUGGUCUUGCUACAAAUGACAAAGCUGAAUAA